Molecule: messenger RNA, 1822 nt
Organism: Brachypodium distachyon (stiff brome)
Lineage: Eukaryota; Viridiplantae; Streptophyta; Magnoliopsida; Poales; Poaceae
Product: anthocyanidin 5,3-O-glucosyltransferase
Exons: 1
Coding region: 159-1550 (463 amino acids)
Molecular function (GO): UDP-glycosyltransferase activity
Source: RefSeq, a predicted model, not a curated record
UGUAUGGCCGGCUGGGGAAACAAUUUACUUUCACGUGAUGCUAAGAUGCCAUGUCUUUUUCCCGUGGGCUUCGAGAAACUAGCUAGAUCCGUGGCACGCCGGCACUCUAUUUAUCUCGUGCUGGGUUGUGACCAACUGAGCAUUGAGCAUUGAGAGCCAUGGCGGAGAAGACGGUGGUCCUCUAUCCCUCGCUGGGCGUGGGCCACCUGAACCCCAUGGUGCAGCUGGCCAAGGCCUUCCUCCGCCGCGGCGGCAUGGCCGUCACCAUCGCCGUCAUCGAUCCGCCGGGGAAGGACCCCGUUCUGGAAGCCGCAGUCGCGCGCCUCGCCGCCGCCUGCCCCUCCAUCACUGUCUGCCUCCUCCCCAUCCCGUCCGGCACCAACAAGCACUACUCCAAUGUCGCCUUGCGCAUGCUGGACGAGCUCCGCCUCGCGAACCCCGUGCUCCGGGGGUUCCUCGGCUCGCUCCCUGCCGUCGACGCCCUGGUUGUCGACAUGUUCUGCAUCGACGCGCUCGACGUCGCCGCGGACCUCGCCGUCCCCGCUUACAUCUUCUACCCGUCUGCGGCCGGCGACCUCGCGAUCUACCUCCAGGUUCCUGAUCUCUGCCUCAACGCCCCUUCGUCGUUAAAGGACAUGGGCAGGACGGCGCUGCACUUUUCCGGCGUGCCGCCGGUUAGCGCUCUGGACAUGCCGGACACCAUGCUAGACCGGGAGAGCGACUUGUGCAGGAGGCGGAUGCAGCAGCUCGCGCGAUUCCCGGAAGCAAGAGGCAUUCUGGUGAAUAGCUUCGAGUGGUUGGAGUCGAGGGCUCUGAAGGCGCUCCGGGAUGGCCUCUGCGUGCCCGCCGGCCGCUCCACGCCACAUAUAUACUGCGUCGGGCCACUGGUGGACGGCGGCAUGAACGGGGAAAGCGGCGAGAGGCACGCUUCCCUCGAGUGGCUGGACAGGCAGCCAAAGCAGAGCGUGGUGUUCCUCUGCUUCGGAAGCAGGGGGGUUUUCUCGGCGGCGCAGCUCACGGAGAUGGCUCGCGGUCUGGAGAACUCUGGGCACAGGUUCCUGUGGGCCGUCCGUAGCCCGCGUGAGGAGCAGAGCAAGUCUGCCGAGCCGGACUUGAAGGCGUUGCUUCCUGAUGGGUUCCUGGAGAGAACCAGAGACAGGGGCUUGAUUCUGAAGAACUGGGCGCCACAGGCAGAGGUGUUGAGCCACGGCGCCGUUGGAGCGUUCGUUACGCACUGUGGCUGGAACUCGGCACUGGAGGCUAUCAUGUCCGGCGUGCCGAUGAUCUGCUGGCCGCUGUACGCGGAGCAGAGGCUGAACAAGGUGCACAUGGUGGAGGAGCUGAAGGUCGGGGUGGUGGUGGAGGGCUACGACGAGGAAUUGGUGAAGGCCGAGGAGGUGGAAGCUAAGGUGAGGCUGGUAAUGGAGUCUGGUGAAGGGAAGAAGAUGAGCGAGAGGAUGGCCAUGGCAAAGGACAUGGCCACCGAGGCCGUCAAGGAAGGUGGUUCGUCUGACAUGGCAUUUUACGAGUUCCUGAAGCAUUUAGAGUGAAUCGGAUCGAUGGUAGUAAUAAAUAUGCUUUCCAGUUGUCUGGAGAUUUUCAUUUGUGCCUCCUGUCCUUUAGCUCUUUCGCAAGAUUUGUACUACUAGUAGUGUGCAGAUGUGCAACUAAUGCUGCUGUGAGAACAUUGCAAUCUAGGUGGUCGCAUCACAUCGAAAAAGUUUGAUCAGGCCGUCUAUGAAAUUGGUAGUUGGACUGUGAGUUGAUGCUUGAUGUGCUUGCCGUGCUUCAUUUUAGAUGUCAGUUAAACGAUGCAUCUCCA